AUGAUCACUGCUCCUAGCUUCAAGCCUCUCAAUACAGAGCUUUUCGACCGACGAGAUCCACAUAGCUAUGACGAUAGUGUCUUUGCGGUCAAGGAUGGGUUGAUCGUGGAGUUUUUGCCCAGACACGGGGAUCCAAAAGCACAGUUUGAGCUGGAGUUCAACUUCAAGCUCGCAAGAAAGGAGGAUGAACCCUAG
Molecule: messenger RNA, 195 nt
Organism: Fonsecaea multimorphosa CBS 102226
Lineage: Eukaryota; Fungi; Ascomycota; Eurotiomycetes; Chaetothyriales; Herpotrichiellaceae
Exons: 1
Coding region: 1-195 (64 amino acids)
Molecular function (GO): ferric iron binding; oxidoreductase activity, acting on single donors with incorporation of molecular oxygen, incorporation of two atoms of oxygen
Source: RefSeq, a predicted model, not a curated record